GGGUCGCAGCGGCGGCGGCGGGCCCGGAGCCGGGCCGAGGAGCCGGGCGCGAUGGAGCGGAAGAGGUGGGAGUGCCCGGCGCUCCCGCAGGGCUGGGAGAGGGAAGAAGUGCCCAGAAGGUCGGGGCUGUCGGCCGGCCACAGGGAUGUCUUUUACUAUAGCCCCAGCGGGAAGAAGUUCCGAAGCAAGCCCCAGCUGGCGCGCUACCUGGGCGGCUCCAUGGACCUGAGCACCUUCGACUUCCGCACGGGCAAGAUGCUGAUGAGCAAGAUGAACAAGAGCCGCCAGCGCGUGCGCUACGACUCCUCCAACCAGGUCAAGGGCAAGCCCGACCUCAACACGGCGCUGCCGGUGCGGCAGACGGCGUCCAUCUUCAAGCAGCCGGUGACCAAGAUCACCAACCACCCCAGCAACAAGGUCAAGAGUGAUCCACAGAAGGCUGUGGACCAGCCUCGGCAGCUGUUCUGGGAGAAGAAGCUAAGCGGGCUGAGCGCCUUUGACAUUGCGGAGGAGCUGGUCAGGACCAUGGACCUGCCCAAGGGGCUGCAGGGGGUGGGCCCCGGCUGCACAGAUGAGACCCUGCUCUCUGCCAUCGCCAGUGCCCUGCACACCAGCACCAUGCCAAUCACAGGCCAGCUCUCGGCUGCCGUGGAGAAGAACCCUGGCGUGUGGCUGAACACCACGCAGCCCCUGUGCAAAGCCUUCAUGGUGACCGAUGAAGAUAUCAGGAAGCAAGAGGAGUUGGUGCAGCAGGUGCGGAAGCGGCUGGAGGAGGCACUGAUGGCUGACAUGCUGGCCCAUGUGGAGGAGCUGGCUCGUGACGAGGCGCCCUUGGACAAGGCCUGCGGGGAUGAGGAGGAUGAGGAGGAUGAGGAAGAUGAGGAGGAGGAGCCCGAGCCAGACCCGGAGCUGGAGCGCGUCUAGAGCAGGUUCCCUGCCCAGAGCCCGUCCUCCUCUGCUCCGCCCACUGCACCUGGCCCUGCCGAACUGGGGCCAGGCUGGGUGGCCGUAGUUUGGAGGGGUCAGCUGGACCUCACCCUUCCUAGGUGCCCCUCCCCGGCCUCGGGGUGUGGUGGAGGUCACCACCCCAUGGACCUGGGGACGGAGUGUGGCCAACUCAGGCCUGCAGGACAGGAGGCCACUCCAUACAGGACUCAGGGCCGCUGCUCCCUGGCUGUGAGGCAGGACAGUGCCAGCGGGCUUGCCCAUUACUCAGUGCCACAAGGCCUGCAGCUGUGGAGUUUCCACAGGCUGGAGAACGUUCUGGAAACAGUCUCACCCCAGCCCUGCAGUGAGGAACAUGGUCCUGAGCCAGCAGGCCAGCCCUUUGGGACACCGUUGCCACAACCCUGCAGCCUCCAAGUGGGCAGAGUUGGUGACCCUUGGAAGGGGCCCUGGGCAGUGGCCCCCAGGAGGCUGAUUUCUUUCAAUAAAUGGAUGACACAAAUGA
This is a messenger RNA of Heterocephalus glaber (naked mole-rat), 1450 nucleotides long. RefSeq names its product methyl-CpG binding domain protein 3 (gene Mbd3). Gene Ontology annotation, molecular function: methyl-CpG binding. The record is from RefSeq and is a predicted model, not a curated record. Gene Ontology annotation, cellular component: nucleus. Gene Ontology annotation, biological process: negative regulation of transcription by RNA polymerase II; DNA methylation-dependent constitutive heterochromatin formation. Lineage: Eukaryota; Metazoa; Chordata; Mammalia; Rodentia; Bathyergidae.